Cyclopterus lumpus (lumpfish) is the source of this 10130-nucleotide messenger RNA. RefSeq names its product Ral GTPase activating protein catalytic subunit alpha 1 (gene ralgapa1). Lineage: Eukaryota; Metazoa; Chordata; Actinopteri; Perciformes; Cyclopteridae. The coding region runs from base 572 to 8755 and encodes 2727 amino acids. Gene Ontology annotation, biological process: regulation of small GTPase mediated signal transduction; positive regulation of GTPase activity. Gene Ontology annotation, molecular function: GTPase activator activity. Gene Ontology annotation, cellular component: cytoplasm; nucleus. The record is from RefSeq and is a predicted model, not a curated record. The transcript is spliced from 45 exons.
GGCGGAGCGAUCGAGCAGAGCUGUCGAAAGCUAAAGCUUUAAACUCAAGCUUUAGUGCCAGUCAAAUGCGAAACGCUUUUAGAGUCAGAAAUAUAUUGCAAUUCUGUAACAUUAGUAGUUAUAUGACAUCGUGUUGUAUAUGGUACAAACAUAGUUUGCUUAUUGUUGAACUGUGUUGACGUUGGAUGUAUCAGGCAUCCAUUGUUUUGUUUCGCUCCCUCCCUCCUCCGCCAUGAUGUUUUCUAAGUGAGCAGUUAGCUAACUAGCCGUUAGCCUCCAGGCUGCGGACUGUGGUGAAAGGGAGGAGCAUUCGGGUGCGAUGGAUGGAUGCUUUGCCCCGCUGCGUUUUUACCCGUUUCGUCUUAGUUUCAAACGGAAUGCGACAACCACAUUCACGCGCUGAAAUGCUCCGCGCUGUUGCAGGGGGCUGCUAAUAACUGACCCGGGGAGCAGCGCCCUUUAUUCCGUUACACUUUGAAGAUUAACGCUAGCUAAGGCUGCUCGAGUGGUUACCCAGCUAGCGCCCUCCCUGCUCUUCUGCCGUCGCGCUCUUGCGUCUCCAGCCCCGGGAAUGUUCUCCAAAAAGCCUCACGGGGACGUUAAGAAGUCCACGCAGAAAGUGUUGGACCCGAAGAAGGACGUAUUGACGAGGCUGAAGCAUCUCAGAAUAGUCAUCGAAAACGCAGAGCCGUCGGAGCUGAAACAGUUCUUCGACGUGAACUACUCCCAUAUCUACUAUGUCUUCUUUGAGAACUUUGUCACCAUUGAGGUCAGCCUCAAGCAAAAAGGUCACAAGUCUCAGAGGGAGGAGCUGGACUCUAUUCUCUUCAUCUUUGAGAAAAUCCUCCAGCUCCUGCCAGAGAGAAUCCAGAGCCGAUGGCAGUUCCACAGCAUCGGACUGAUCCUCAAAAAGCUGCUGCACACUGGGAAUUCUCUGAAGAUUCGUCGGGAAGGCGUGCGCCUUUUCCUGCUGUGGAUGCAGGCGUUGCAGAUUAAUGCGGAGCGCGAGCAGCUCUGCAUGUUUGCCUGUUUGAUCCCCGGCUUCCCGGCCCCACUUUGCCACGGGACCCCGCGCACCUUGGACACUCUGAUCAACCCUCCGCUGAGUUUAACAGAGACUCAGGUUACCCCAGAAGAGAUCACUCCAUUGGUUCCUCCCCAGUCAGGUGACAAGAACCAGGAAGACCUCACCGCUUACUUUUUAGAAGCGCUGCUCAAAUACAUGGUAAACCAGGCCAAGUCUCUCGAGUGGCGCUGUAAAGAGAACCAUGAACGUGGCUUCAGCUUCCUCUUUGCUCACUUCAGGAAGUUUUACCUUCCUCACAUCUUUCCCAACUUCGCCGCGGAGACCAGCCUCUACAGCCCGAUACUGGACGUGCCCCCGAUGCGUUCCAAGCCCUACUACAGCGUGGUCCGCAGGGAGCAUGACGGCGGUGAAACCGUGUACUGCACCAAGGAGAGCUUCCUCCAGGCCCGAGUCAUCUUCAUCCGCUGGCUGGUUUCCUUCUGGCUGGAGCCACGGCCCAACACGCACGCACACAUCCCGGGAACAGAGGGCGAGAAUGUCCCGAAAAACAUACAGCGAGCGGCAGCCGGAUUGGCGGCUCGCUCCGCGGGCAGCUCCGACGACAGCGGCGGCGGUGGGAUUCGCUCCGACGGGCUCCUCGAAGGCAGCGGCUGCUCGUCUGGAUCAGGCGGAGGCAGCCUGGGGCUGUCUGGGGGCCUAGGGGUCGGGAUGGAGCCCGAGCAAAGCCACUCCAACACGUCCACGCUGACAGAGAGGGAGCCCAGCUCCUCCUCACUCUGCUCCAUGGAUGAAGAGCAGCUCACGGACAUGGAGGUGGUGAGAAGAGUGCUGACCAGCUCCAGAACCAACGUCAACUUCAUCACGGAGAUCUUUAGACAGGCAUUCCUCCUUCCCAUGUGCGAGGCUGCGGCGAUGCGUAAAGUGGUGCGUGUUUACCAGGAGUGGAUCGCCAUGGAGGACAGGCCGGUGUUCAUGAAGGAGCCAGAGGAGGGCCCCUAUCCCACAACCAGCAGCCUGGAUUCAGGCUCGCAGCUCGGGGACAAGGAGGAUGAGGGAAUGAAUAAUGCAGUUGAAAGUGAAUUGCUGGAGUACAGCGUUCAUGCCGGGGUUCAGACGACUCUACAGUUAUUUAUCACCCACUCCUCCAACGUUUUCCUGUUGGAGCCGGCCAACGACAUCAAGAUCCUGUUGGAGGAGCACGUUGACAUGUGCAAGCGAGUCCUGAACAUCUACCGCAGCCUCGUCAUGCAUGAGACCAUGGACCAGAAAACAUGGGAGCAGGUCUUAUUGGUUCUGCUGAGGGUGACGGAGUCGGUGAUGAAAAGACCUCCGUCCAUCAUGCCGCAGGGCAAGAAGAACAACACGCUGUCAGGCAGGCUGGCUGGACCUAUCUUUCAGACGCUGAUAGUUGCCUGGAUUAAGGGGAACUUAAAUGUCUACAUCAGCAGGGAACUGUGGGACGACCUCCUCGCCGUCCUCUCCUCUCUCACCUGCUGGGAUGAGCUGGUCACCGAGUGGUCACUCACCAUGGAGACCCUCACCAAGGUGUUGGCCAGGAACCUGUACAGUGUUGAUCUGAAUGAGCUGCCUCUGGACAAACUCAGUGAACAAAAACAGAAGAAGCAUAAAGGAAAAGGUAUCGGCUCGGAGGGCCAGAGGCAGAUUGUGGAUCGCUCCUUCUCCAAAGGCUGGAGCAGAGACCAGCCGGGCCAGGCGGCAGCCAUGAGGCAGCGAAGCGCCACCACCGCUGGCUCCCCGGGCAUCGAAAAGGCCAGGAGUAUUGUCCGCCAGAAGACCGUAGACCUCGAGGACCCGCCCAUCACACUGACAUCCCGCACCUCUCGGAUGCGCCACUGCUCACAGAGCGACGAGGCCCCUCCCACAUCCUGCUCUGAAGUCUUCCAGGGAGGGGCUUGUAACCUAGAGGGCCACGCCCCUUCCUCCCUCGCAAGGAGCAGCAGCGCCUCCGACAUCAUGGAGCCCUUCAUCGCCGAGCGGGUCAAAGGUGAAGACCCGAGGGGGGGUCCCGCUUCGACCCCGAAUCCCGCCCACCACCACUCCACAACCCCCUUCUCACACGCAGCCGACAGCCACACAGCUCAGCCACUCCCACACCCCUUCACCACCCCCUCUCCUACCCCUUUAACCUUCUCCAAUGGUGCCGUUUCCUCGUCCUCAGAGGGACAAGAUGAUGGUAGUGUUCACGACCCGUUCUGGCACCAGAUUGGUUCUCGGAGCCGGGGCUCUAGUUCGGAUUGGGUGAGCGACUGGGAUUCCGCCUUCGCCGUUUCAUCUGAAAAGGAAGUUGAUGUAGAGGAGGGCGAGACUGGGGCUGGAGCAGAGGAGGACGACUUAUUCUCCUCCAUCAGGGACUACCUCACCAACAAGGGAGGUGAGAGGAAGGAGGAGGCAGGAGAGAGAGAUAGUCCCGGUAGUGUGGCAGAAAACCGCGUCGUAACCGUACCCGUGCAAACGGGGAUUGCGAGAACACAGAUGGAAUACCUGGGGCAGGUAGGAGAGGCAAGACAGGUGGUGAGGGAGGGCAGGCAGGUAAGUGAAUCCGUGAGACACAGCAGUGUGGAUUCAACAGAGGAGAAUGAGGCAGAGCAGCGCAGCAUCUACGAGUGCCUGGAGCUGCAGUGCCAGUGGCCGUCGCCCAAUGCUCGGGGGAGUGCUAGCUUAGAGAGACACGCUGGGGAGAAAAAGGGAGGAGGAAAUGCAGGAAAGGCAGAAGGAUGGGAAGGGGAAUGCGAUGCGUGGAAGGAAACGGGAGAGGAGACGCAGGGUUGCAAAGAGGCCGCGGCAAGUGAGAGGUCUAUUUUCAUCAGACAAGAGACUAACACAGUAGAAUGUAGCACUGAAUCAAAUCAAACUCCCCAAACCUCCGACCCACUUAAAGCCAAGGCAUCCCGUAGUAGCACCAAGAGGCACCACUCCGGGGGUGUUCAUGUCAGCUUCCGGCCCUCGACCGAGUCCGUGCAGUUCCACAACCCCCUUGAGAGCAAGGAGGCCCACUGGAAAGCCAGACUGCGCCGCCUCAGUCACUUCCACACGCACAGCCACUCAGCCGGCGAGAGGCCGGGGGCUGGAACAGCAGGUAAGUUGGGCUCUGCCGCGGGGAUCAGCCAUAGAGCGGGUCUGCAUGAGAAAUUAGGGACUGUUUCGGAUAACAGCGGGGCAGGAAACACAGCGACCGCCGGAGGCCCGGAAAGCAGGACCGGGACCGGAGGGGACAAGGACAAGCAGCAUCCCGGGUCCUGUGUGGGACCCAAUCUGGGCUCAGAGGGUCACCCGGAGGCGUCGUCGGGCAGCUCAAGUUCCUCCGGGGCGUCGUCAGGCGUGCGUGGCCGCCUGGGACGCUCCGCCUUGCGAUCGCGAGCCUCCCGCUCCCGGUCCCAGGAGCCCGGCAGCACCGCCUCGCGACACCACCAGGGGGCUCUCCUCGGCGGCGUCUACAAGACUGUUGUACACGCUCUGUCUUCAAAGCCGCAGCCCCGAGGUCAGGGGUCGUCCCAGGGCUCGUCGCCACAGCGACAGGGCCGUGCCGCCAUGGGCGACGCGUCGUUAAGGGACCUCUACUCCCAUGUCCUGGGCUACUUUGGGCGAAAGACGACAACGCCAGCCAACAAAGAAGAGGUGGUCCAGAAGGCCCGUCCGGUUUCCAGUGACGUAGGGAGCACCAACCCAAACUUCUCUGACCUCAUGGAUGAGUUUAUUCAGGAGAGACUGAGGGCCAAAGGGACAGCGGGCCGUCGUGGCAGCAGCCCUGGCAGUCUGGAGGUUCCCAGGGACCUGCCAGAGCUCCUGGAGACGGGUCAGAGUCCUGGAUCGCGGCCCUCAGAUGACCGCCGUCCUAUUGAUGAUCCGGGGGUUCCCUCCGAAUGGACGUCCCCUGCGAGCGCCAGCGGUUCGGACAUCAUCAGUUCAGACAGCCAGUCGGACUCCUUCAAUGCCUUCCAGUACUCCACUUGCAAGUUUGAGAACUUUACUUUCAUUUCAGAAGCUUGUGAAAGAGGUGCUGGAUCUGGGGGCGGAGAUCGAGGCAGCUCACUGGACCAGGACAGCCUGGGAGGGGGUGUGGCCUGUGACGAACACGAAGUAGCCAGUUUGACAACACUUCACAUCGACUCAGAGACCAGCAGCCUCAGCCACACCGUCACCAUCACCGGUUCUGAGAGUGCGUCUCCCAUGCAUUCCCUCGGGGGCUCUCGCUCCCAGACACCCUCCCCCGCCACACUGACCGCAGAGCAUGCUGACCAUCCACACUCCCACUCACACACACACCUACAGCUGGACCAGAAGCUCCACAACUCCGUCCUGCAGACUCCAGAUGACCUGGAGACCAGCGAGUUCCCCAGCGAGGACUGCAGUGUCAUGGCGGGGGGCUCUCUGACCGGAUGGCACGCUGACGUUGCCACGGUAAUGUGGCGGAGGAUGCUUGGCAUCCUGGGGGACGUCAAUAGCAUCAAAGACCCGGAGAUCCACGCGCAGGUCUUCGACUAUCUGUGCGAACUUUGGCAAAACCUGGCCAAGAUAAGAGAUAAUUUGGGCAUUUCUCUGGACAACCAGUCAUCUCCCGCACCCCCUGUCCUGAUCCCACCUCUGAGAAUCCUCACCCCCUGGCUCUUUAAGGCCACCAUGCUGACGGAGCGUUACAAGCAGGGGAAGCUUCACGCCUACAAGCUCAUCUGCAGGAUCAUGAAGAGACGGCAAGACGUCUCCCCCAACUCUGACUUUCUCACACACUUCUACAACAUCAUGCACCAAGGGCUGCUGCACCAAGACCAGGACAUUGUGAACACCAUCAUAAAGCACUGCAGUCCCAGGUUCUUCAGUAUCGGUCUCCCUGGAGCCACCAUGUUGAUCCUGGACUUCAUCAUAGCGGCUUCUAGAGUCACCGCCUGCUCAUCACUCAACGCGCCAAGAGUGGAGGCCCAGAUCCUGCUGGGGUCUCUGGUGUGUUUUCCCAACUUGUAUGAGGAGCUUCCAGCCCUCCAUCCCACCACAGCCGACGUGGUGCUCACCAAGUUCCCCGACGUCAAGGAGCAUAUUAUCAAAACCAUCCUGACCUCUGCCAGGGACGAACCCUCUGCUCCUGCCAGGUGCGUGGCUCUGUGUAGUCUGGGUAUCUGGAUGUGCGAGGAGCUGGCUCAUGGGACUCAACAUCCACAGAUUAAGGACGCGCUCAAUGUCGUCUGUGUCACUCUGAAGUAUUCCAAUAAGAAUGUAGCACUGGUGGCGUCGGACAUCCUUCACCUCCUGAUCAGUCAGGUGGAUCAUCUGCAGAAGUUCCCUCCCGACACUCCGAAGAAGAUUGUAGAGAUCUUGAUUGCCACCAUCACACACUUGCUGCCUAAUACCGAGUCUUCUCCUCAUGAAUUGGAUAAGAGGCUGGUGGUGUCCCUCCUGUUGUGCCUGUUGGACUGGGUGAUGGCGUUGCCUCCAAAGACUCUUCUUCAACCCGUUCAAACACAAAGCCCACCGGAGAAAGAUCAGCCUACCAAGACUCUGCUCAGCUGUAUUUAUAAGGUGUUACAUGGAUGCGUGUAUGGAGCGCAGUCUUUCAACAGUCCCAAGUAUUACCCGCUGCAGCUGUCGGACCUGCUGAAUCCCGACUACGACCCGUUCCUGCCGUUGGAGAGCCUCCGAGAGCCAGAGCCGCUGCACAGCCCGGACUCCGAGCGCUCCAGCAAACUGCAGCCGGUCACUGAAGUCCGUAGCCAAAUUCAGCAGGGCCUGGUUUCCAUCGCAGCCAGAACCGUUAUCACACACUUGGUCAACCACCUCGGACACUAUCCGAUGUCUGGAGGGCCUGCUACUCUGUCUAGUCAGGUGUGUGAAAACCAAGAUAACCCCUUCUGUGAGAGUGCGGAUCUCGGACCGGAGCUUUUCCAUUCACCCAACCUCCAGUUUCUGGUCCUGAACGGCUCCACCCUGCUCUCUGUGUAUCAGAUCCGAUCAGAGUCUGGUGUACCAGGAGGCGGAAUGACGGCUGGUCUGUCCUCUGCUCCCGCUUGCGUUCGCGUCAUCAUCCGGGACGUCGCCGGAAAGCACUCCUGGGACUCUGCCGUCCUCUACGGUCCCCCGCCGUGUUCCCCGAACAGUCCGACAAACACGUUUGCGUCGCACACACAGUCGCCUCACGGCGCAGGCCUUCACUCGCACACCUCGCCAGCAGAUCUACUGAAAAGGAUGGAGGGGGGGGUAAAGAGGGGAGACAGCGAAGGGGGGGGGCAGGAGGAGAGCGAGGCAGAGGACGCGGGGAGAGCGACGGAGGGCGAAAGGCAAGGGUCUCAGGAAGAGGAAGGGGAGGAAGGAGAGGAGGAGAGGAUAGGAGAGCGAUGUGGGGGUGAAGGAGAUGAGCAGGAGCUGGUGGAGGAGAAGGGAGAGCACAGGAUGGAUGGGGAGAGGGAUCGAGAGGAGUCGGACUUGGAGCAGCUUCUGGCUCCGCCAUUGGCUAAGCGCGUGUGUCGGGAGGCGGUGCCGGCGUGGGAUUCACUGAGGGAGGGAGACGACUCACUGGAUGAAAUGCUGCAGUACCUGGGAUACUCGAGUCCCGAGUGUCUACAGAGAGCAGGCAUGCCGCUCAACAUCCCGGCCCCUCCUCCGUCGUGCGUUUCUGAAAAGCAGGAGAACGAUGUGAUCAAUGCCAUCCUGAAGCAGAGCGCUGCCGAAAGAGAGUUUGUCUUCCACAGAGGUGAGGAGCUGAACAUGAGGGCAGUGCAGCAGACUGAACCAGAGACUGAGACGCCACAGUCAGCCUUCUACUACUGCAGACUGCUGAUCAACAUACUGGGGCUCAACUCCUGGGAGAAGAGGAGUAACUUCCAUUUGUUGAGGAAGAACGAGAAGUUACUGAGAGAGCUGAAGAACCUGGACUCACGGCAGUGCCGUGAGACUCAUAAGAUAGCAGUGUUUUAUGUGGCUGAGGGCCAAGAGGACAAACACUCUAUACUGACCAACACAGCAGGCAGCCAGGCUUAUGAAGACUUUGUCUCAGGACUCGGCUGGGAGGUGGACCUCACUACUCACUGUGGCUUCAUGGGAGGUCUCCAGAGGAAUCGCAGCACAGGCCAGACCACGCCUUACUACGCCACCUCCACCACCGAGGUCAUCUACCACGUCUCCACCCGCAUGCCCCACGACCAGGACCACAACCUCACCAAGAAGCUGAGGCACCUGGGUAAUGAUGAGGUCCACAUUGUUUGGUCGGAACAUUCCAGAGACUACCGGCGAGGGAUCAUCCCCACGGAGUUCGGAGACGUGCUGAUCAUCAUCUACCCCAUGAAGAACCACAUGUACUCUAUUCAUAUACUCAAAAAACCAGAGGUGCCAUUCUUCGGCCCAUUGUUCGACGGCGCCGUAGUGGACAUGGACAUUUUGCCCACCAUGGUCAGAGCCACGGCUAUCAAUGCCAGUCGAGCCCUCAAGUCCCUCAUUCCCCUCUACCAGAACUUCUAUGAGGAGCGAGCCCGAUACCUAGAAAAUAUCGUGCAGCACCACCAGGAGCCCACCACGUUCGAGGACUAUGCAGCUCGGGUCUACAGCCCCGCUCCCUGCACACACCAGCCCUCUGACGCAGGCUCCUGCCUAGAGAUUCUUCGGGGAGAAAGUCUGGCUCUUGGGGAGGCCGGGAGCGACUCGGCGUCCCCCAUGUCUCCUCGGACUAGCAAGAGCCGCAUGUCCAUGAAGCUGCGGCGCUCCUCCGGUUCGGCCAAUAAGACUUGAGCUCUCUAGACCACACGGCCCGGUCCUGGCUGAUCAAGAAAAUCUGACGCUUUUUCGGUCCACAAUUUGGGUUUAAAAGUACAGGAAAAUAAGCCGCUGUGCCGAUGUUUACCGGCGGAAAUCCAUAGCAUCAUUUAUUUCCAUCAGGAAUGAGCGUAACCAUCUGUGGGGUCGGUAGAAUUGUGUCACUCAGAUGUACUCGGAAAACCACGCAAGUAUUCUGUGAAGUAUAUAACACUGUAAUUGUAUUUUUAAAUUGCUCACAGCUGCUGAAUAUAUAUCCCUGGCUUUGCUAAAGGAAAAAGAAAAAGAAACCAUUUCAACCAGCGCUGAUCUUUUUACCGCUGUAGACGCAGCACUAGUUCAUCAUAAUCCGUGCCAUUUAGAAUUUGCAGAAAGCUGAACGUGUGCCGCGUUGGACAAAGAGAGGUCGAACGCCGCCAUGUGGAAUCUGUAUAUAUGUACGAUAGUCAGUCCGCGUGUAUGUGUGUGUACAGACAGAUCUAUGAGUUUUGAUAUUAAAAAAAGAGAAUGUAUUUCUGAACGAUUUGAAAGCAAGAUAAAAGUAUAUUUUUGUUCUCGGUAAAGCAGUAGGCCUGUGAAGAUAAAGGGUCAGGCGUCUGUUGCUAUUCAGUCCUCAGAAAAUGUAAAUACAAAAAAACGUGUUUGCUCGCUGUAAGAUAACAAAAAACUUUACAACUUACAAAGAAUGUCCUCUACGUUUGAACCCGGAAGGAAGUCCCCCCUUUCCUGAACACGUGAAGCCACGUCGGAUCGGUGUUUGAGGGAACGAUGGAGGGAUUAUUUGUCUUUCGUAACAGAGAGAAGAAAAGGGCGCUUUCUAGAACCUGAACGAUCAAAGAGGAAGCACUCGUUACAUAAAGUUAAGUGUUGACUUGCUUCUGUGCUCAUGCUGUAAAAUGUUGACAAAGCACUGAAGUCCUCAUUUAUGUUCCUUGUGUUGUAUGUUUUGUUCCUUUUAUAUAUAUUCUCUAUAUCUAUAUAUGUAUGAGUAUGAAAAUAUAGAUGGAUAUAUAUAUAUAUAUAUCGUCGAUCUAUGAAUAUCUAUAAGGAUGUGUAUACUGUUAUGUGAGAAUAGCUGCCAAAGUCCAACUGGUUUGUCCUCAGACCGCAUUAUCUGCUUAAAACACUACAAGUAUUUUUUUUUGUUUACUCCUUGUUCUCUCUGAAUGAUUACAUCUCACAACCCUUUUUUUUUUUUUUUUUUUCAUCGCGCUCUUAUGUGUAGACUCAUCUCCAGUUCCAGUUCUGAGGGGACCUGAAAAUAUAACACUACGUUCAUGUAUUAACGUUUCAAAUUGGCUUUUGUUGUUUAUGUACUCCAGGUUCCUUUUCAUAAAUGGUCUCAGCUGUG